Opisthocomus hoazin is the source of this 219-nucleotide messenger RNA. The record is from RefSeq and is a predicted model, not a curated record. NCBI's taxonomy places the organism in Eukaryota, Metazoa, Chordata, Aves, Opisthocomiformes, Opisthocomidae.
AUGUCAUCCACCCAGAAAGAGAUCCCGCCCAAAGCAAUGGUGGUAGCGAAUGAAGGGUUUUCAGAAAAGAAACAUUACUGGGAAGUGGAGGUGGGGGACAAACCCGAGUGGGCACUAGGUGUGGUUGACCUGGUCACCAGGUGCCCACCAACACUGCCUAUCACUCUCCCUCCUCAGCUGGACAGGGGAAGAAAAUAUGACAAGAAGCUUGUCGGCUGA